Molecule: messenger RNA, 645 nt
Organism: Scylla paramamosain (green mud crab)
Lineage: Eukaryota; Metazoa; Arthropoda; Malacostraca; Decapoda; Portunidae
Product: cuticle protein 7-like
Exons: 3
Coding region: 115-513 (132 amino acids)
Cellular component (GO): extracellular matrix
Source: RefSeq, a predicted model, not a curated record
ACAGGUACUGUUUCACUCUCACCGAGCUCCUACCACGCCCCGCACGGGAGACAAGUACUUAAGUUCAGUGCCUCUCAUCCGGGGCCGCAGUGAGACCUGUGCAUCGCGAGCAUCAUGUCUUUCCUCAAGGUUGUCGCCGUCCUCUCCCUCAUGGCAGCUGUCUCUGCCCGCCCAGACUCCGCUCCAAGUUACGGGUACACUCCUCCUCCUCCUCCACCAGCGAAACCUGAGUACUCCUUCGACUGGGCGGUGAAGGACGACUACGCCGCCCUUGACUUCGGCCAGCACGAGACCCGCGAUGGCUACAACACCGAUGGCAGCUACUACGUGUUGCUGCCCGACGGCCGCGUGCAGAAGGUCACCUACACUGUCCACGGGGACGGCGGCUACGUGGCCACCGUGGAGUAUGAGGGCGAAGUUAAGCACGACGCCUACGGCAAGCCACCGGCUCCCGUCUACACGCAGCCCCCUACCUACGGACCCCCGCCCACUCCAGCCUACGGCAACGCCUAACCUGUGCCCCGAAUUCCUUAAACAAUGUCACUCCUUUCUGAAAUCUCCAUCGUAAGCUAUUUUCUCCAGAUACUUCAUUCUUUUAGUAAAUUAUAACUAUUCUAUUUUCGUGAAUAAAAGCAGAUGGAAAAA